UCGCUUAAGAAAGGCAUAUCAGAGAUCACCUACCCUGAAAUCCGCGUCUUGAGCAUCUCGGGUGCUUGGAUCGAUGCAUUUAACCUUGGGCGCAUUUUCAUCUCAUUCAUCUGAGGUAGUACUCAUAGUUUCGGCAAUGAGAGCGGUCAUGAGCUCACAAGCCCACUUUUCCCAACCGCACCUCGGACAGCUAAACCACAGCUCUAGAGGUAUUAACGGCAAACGCUGGCUCAUGGUAUAUCAUCUUCUCACUCAACACCGGUCUUCAACUGCAGAACUCUCUCUCUCUCUCUGUCUCUCUCUGUCUCUCUCUCUCUCUCAGUGUAUGACGAAUUUUCACGACGAAUCUCACUCUCGCAUCUCACCAGAGCCGAUCACCACCAUCGACUCACUGCAUGUCGUCGCGGACCACGAAACGCCCUCGCUGCGCGGGGAGCCCGUCCUUUGACCCAGAUGAAGUCAUCCAGGACCUCCCGAGGCUGCAGCAGGCCCGCGAGCUGUUGGCGGCAAACGACCUGUACAACGCCAGCCGCGUCCUGCUUGGCCUGCCCGAGAGGGACACGUUUACGUAUCAUGCCAUGACGAGUGUCACGCUGGCCCAGGUGCAGCAUGUCGUCGAGCUGGGCGGAGUCAACGGGCUGCACGCCUGGUAUCGCGACGAGGAUGGCACAGCUAGAGAGCCGCCGCCGCCGCCAGACAUCGAGGCAUACAUUGCCAUCUUCGACCCGGCCACGGCCACGGCCUCUGCGCUCAAGAACUUUGCGACCAACGCGAAAAAGGCGUCGAUCCGGUCCGAGGCCGCCGCGCACCUGGCCGAGAAGCGAUACGUGCACCCUGCGCUGGCGUCGCGGCUGACGAUCCCCAAGUGCAAGCAGCCGCCGCCGAGCCAGAACCCGUCGCUCGACUUUUGGGCGUGGUCGUGCCGCAGCCUCGAGUGGUGCGGGCCGUGCGCGUCGUCGGAGCGGGUGGCGACGAGCCACCAUGUGCUGCCCAUCCUGAUGCACCACUUUGGCUGCGCGACGCCGUCGCACGAAGGGCUCGAGGUGCUGCGCCUGCUGGCGGACGGCCGGCCGGUCGCGGACAUGGGCUCGGGCAACGGCUACUGGACGCUGAUGCUGCGGCGCUAUGGACUGACGGUCUACCCGGUGGAUAACAUGCAGAGCGAGUGGAGGGUCAACUGGGUCGACGACACGGUCAUCAUGGACGGCGUCAAGUGGCUACGGAGCAGGGACGGCGGCAGGGGCAUGGUGCUGCUGCUGGUGUAUCCCGUCGUCGGCGGGGGCGUCGGCGGAGGCACCGAGGGCGGCUUCACCAGGGGCCUCGUCGACGCCUUCCAGGGAGACACGCUGGCGGUGGUCGGCACGCAGAACGGCAAUGGAUACACGGGCUUUAGGAGCAUGACGAUGGACGUCUUCAUGCAGCGAGAGCAUCCCGAGUGGACCAGGGUGGUGCAGAUUCCCCUGCCAAGCUUUGCGGGCAAGGACGAAGCGCUCUAUGUCUUUCAGCGAGGCGGACGAGCGCCCAGCAGCGAAUCCAGUUGA
This is a messenger RNA of Trichoderma reesei QM6a, 1541 nucleotides long. RefSeq lists its product as uncharacterized. The coding region runs from base 396 to 1541 and encodes 381 amino acids. NCBI's taxonomy places the organism in Eukaryota, Fungi, Ascomycota, Sordariomycetes, Hypocreales, Hypocreaceae. The record is from RefSeq and is a predicted model, not a curated record. The transcript is spliced from 2 exons.